AUGUCCAACGUCGUCGACCUCCUCGGCCUCGUCCUCACUCAGCCCCUCGACCUCGUCCUCGCUCACCUCCUUGGCUUCGACCCCGCUCAUCUCCUCAGGCUCGCCUUCGCCGAUGAGGCACAGGUUCAGCCGGACCCCGCCCCGACGACGCCCGCCGCGCCCGCCGCGCCCGCCGCUGCGCCUCCUCCCGCAGCGGCUCCGUCCCAGUCCUCCGCCGUCCCCGCCGCAGAGGACCCGGUGCUCCGCUUCUGCGCCGACGCCGGGCUCUCCGCAGACCUCGCCGUGCGGCUGCGCGAGCUCGGAAUCAACGACGACAAGACCAUGCGCGUGCUCGGGCGCUCGUGCCAGGAUCCCGGGAAGAAGGACGAGAUGAAGCGCGACUUAAAGGAGGCUGGGUUUGAUUGGGCUCAGCGGUGGAUCAUCGUGGAGGGCCUCAUGAAGCGCGCGGAGUGA
Molecule: messenger RNA, 453 nt
Organism: Epithele typhae
Lineage: Eukaryota; Fungi; Basidiomycota; Agaricomycetes; Polyporales; Epitheliaceae
Exons: 2
Coding region: 1-453 (150 amino acids)
Source: RefSeq, a predicted model, not a curated record